Molecule: messenger RNA, 2179 nt
Organism: Epinephelus moara (kelp grouper)
Lineage: Eukaryota; Metazoa; Chordata; Actinopteri; Perciformes; Serranidae
Product: sodium- and chloride-dependent GABA transporter 2-like
Exons: 14
Coding region: 28-1767 (579 amino acids)
Biological process (GO): sodium ion transmembrane transport
Cellular component (GO): membrane
Source: RefSeq, a predicted model, not a curated record
GAUCAGGUUCAGACUGAGCUUUUGGGCAUGAUGAAUAAAAAAUGUGCAAGAAAACACAAGCAAGCGAAGGUGGAGGAGAGAGGACACUGGGCCAGUAAGGUGGAGUUUCUCCUGGCUGUGGCUGGAAAUAUUGUCGGACUGGGCAACGUGUGGAGGUUUCCUUACCUCUGCUACAAAAAUGGAGGGGGAGCAUUCCUGGUGCCAUAUCUGGUAUUUGUGGUGACCUGUGGCGUACCCCUGUUCCUGCUGGAGACGACUAUAGGCCAGUACACCCAGCAGGGCGCCAUCACCAUGUGGAGGAAGCUAUGCCCACUGGCAGAAGGUAUUGGCUAUGGUGGACAACUGAUCCUUUUCUACAGCUGUAUGACCUACAUCAUCAUUCUGUCCUGGGCUUUGCUCUACCUGGUGUUCUCCUUCAGCUCACAGCUGCCCUGGGCCAGCUGCAACAACUACUGGAACACAGAUGACUGCAUAGACUUGUCAACACAAAAUAAAACCUCUGAAUGGACCAACCAGACAAACACCACCUCUGCUGCCACAGAGUUCUGGGAACGACGAGUGCUGGCUAUCUCAGGGGGGAUUGAGGAGAUAGGCAGCUUCAGGUGGGAGGUGCUGUUGUGCCUAAUCGCAAUGUGGAUCACCUGCUACUUUUGUGUCUGGAAAGGGGUCCGGUCUACAGGAAAGGUGGUGUAUUUCACUGCUACAUUUCCCUAUGUGAUGUUGGUAAUUCUUUUGAUUCGUGGCCUCACUCUUCCUGGAGCUCUACAAGGAGUAGUGUUUUAUCUUCUGCCUGAACCCUCACGACUCGCAGACCCUCAGGUUUGGAUGGAGGCUGGUUCUCAGAUCUUCUUCUCAUACAGUGUGGGUGUGGGAACCUUAGUUGUGCUGGGCAGCUACAACACCUACAACAACAACUGCUAUAAAGACUGUCUGUGGCUGUGUUUACUGAACAGUGGUACCAGUGUGGUAGCUGGGUUUGCAGUCUUCUCUGUGCUGGGAUUCAUGGCUCACCAGCAGGGUGUUCCCAUUGCAGACGUGGCCGAGUCAGGUCCAGGUUUGGCGUUCAUUGCAUACCCUCAGGCUGUAGCCAUGAUGCCCCUUCCCCAGCUUUGGUCCAUCUGUUUCUUUGUCAUGAUCAUUCUCCUGGGUCUGGACACACAAUUUGUUACCAUGGAGGUUGUGGUGACAUCUUUCAUGGAUAUGUUUCCCACGGUGAUGCGCAGGGCAGGCCGACGGGAACGUUUCCUCCUCCUCUUCUGCCUCAUGUGCUUCUUCUCUCAGCUUGUCAUGAUCACCGAGGGAGGGAUGUAUGUGUUUCAGUUAUGGGACCACUACGCUUGUAACGGAGCCUGCAUCCUCUUUCUCUGUGUGUUUGAAACUCUGGCACUGGGAUGGAUAUUUGGGGUGGAGCGGCUGUAUGGCAUCAUUAAGAACAUGACAGGUGAACACGCCAACCCAUUCUUUAAAAUCUGCUGGCUUUGCCUCACACCGCUGGUCUCACUGGGCUCUUUUAUAUGCUCUUUAGUUGAGUACCAGCCUCUGACCUUUAAUCGCUGGUACGUUUACCCAACCUGGGCAUACGUGUUGGGCUGGGUACUGGCCCUCUCCUCCAUCCUGCUUGUGCCGGGAUGUGCGCUGUAUAAACUGGGAACUGGGACUGGUAGCCUCAGUCAGCGUUUCCAUCAUCUGUGCCGACCUGACCCUGCCUACUCACUGACAGAAAAGAGAGAAACUGAGUUGCAGCACAUCAAAGAGGAAGAUCUGUAACUAAGGUUAUGAUAUUGUAACCCUAGUUCUAUUAGCACAGGCAGAGCCCUCUACUGGACUCUUUGGGUAAUACUCCUCCAGUCCUGAGCAUGCAUUUGCCCACUGAGAUUUGUAUAAACACCAAUCAGGAUGUACUUACCCAAAUACAUGUGGACCCAUGUAUGAGAUACAACUGUUUUCUACCAGCUGAUGUGAAAAGUUACUUGUUCCUGAACUCUGUCAACUGUAAAAACAUGUCUAACAUCAAAGAUCUAGCAAUGAUUGAGCUGGUUACUGAUUGUGAUAUGACUUCCUCUGCUUCUCUACAGUCUGUCUUACUUAAGCUACGUCAUGCUGAUCAUGGAUACUUUACUUGUGUGAUAUCACCGCAAGUGUUGUGGAAAUGUUAAUCAACACAGAUUUCUCCUGUCAA